AAAAGAGUCGCAACCGAUUCACCCGGUUCCCGGUAAGAGUGCAUAUUGGCUAUAAAUAGGCGAGGAAGGCCACCGGAUUCAGGGCAUUCUGUUCUGCUAGCAUCUUGGGCGUUGGUCUCUAGCACGAACAAAGAGUCUUCUCGAUUCAAUUAAGUUUGAAAGAAUGGAGACCUUUUUGUUCACCUCUGAAUCCGUGAAUGAGGGCCACCCCGACAAGCUCUGUGACCAGAUCUCCGAUGCUGUCCUUGAUGCCUGCCUCGAGCAGGACCCUGACAGCAAGGUUGCUUGCGAAACAUGCACCAAGACCAACAUGGUCAUGGUGUUUGGAGAAAUUACCACCAAGGCCAAUGUAGACUAUGAGAAAAUUGUCCGUGACACAUGCAGGUCUAUUGGAUUUGUCUCUGAUGACGUUGGUCUCGAUGCUGACCACUGCAAGGUUCUGGUCAACAUUGAGCAGCAGAGCCCUGAUAUUGCCCAGGGAGUCCACGGCCAUCUCAGCAAGCGGCCAGAAGAGAUUGGUGCCGGUGACCAGGGCCACAUGUUUGGAUAUGCCACCGAUGAAACCCCUGAAUUGAUGCCUUUGAGUCACGUCCUCGCAACCAAGCUCGGUGCCCGCCUCACUGAGGUUAGAAAGAAUGGAACUUGCCCCUGGCUGAGACCUGAUGGGAAGACCCAAGUCACUGUUGAGUACUACAAUGAGAAUGGCGCAAUGGUCCCGGUCAGGGUCCACACCGUCCUGAUCUCCACCCAGCACGAUGAGACUGUGACCAAUGAUGAAAUUGCGGCCGAUCUCAAGGAGCAUGUCAUCAAGCCUGUCAUUCCAGAGAAGUACCUCGACGAGAGAACCAUUUUCCACCUUAACCCAUCAGGCCGAUUCGUCAUUGGUGGCCCUCAUGGCGAUGCCGGCCUCACUGGAAGGAAGAUCAUUAUUGACACUUAUGGUGGAUGGGGAGCCCACGGUGGUGGCGCUUUCUCAGGCAAGGACCCCACCAAGGUCGAUAGGAGUGGUGCCUACAUUGUCAGGCAGGCUGCAAAGAGCAUUGUGGCUAAUGGUCUGGCGCGCAGGUGCAUCGUGCAGGUCUCUUAUGCCAUUGGCGUGCCUGAGCCUCUUUCUGUUUUCGUUGACACUUACAAGACCGGAAAAAUUCCUGACAAGGAAAUCCUCAAGAUCGUUAAGGAGAGCUUUGACUUCAGGCCUGGAAUGAUUUCCAUCAACUUGGAUCUCAAGAGAGGUGGCAAUGGCAGAUUCUUGAAGACUGCAGCAUAUGGUCACUUUGGAAGGGAUGACCCCGACUUCACCUGGGAGGUCGUGAAGCCACUCAAGUGGGAGAAGCCUCAAUCUUAAGAUAAACUCCCAUUUCGCCCCCACUUUAUGCCCACUUCAUUAGUAUUGAUCUACUGGAUGAAUAAGUUGAAUGUUUCCUUCCGCAACACUCUUUAUCGAUGAGCUCAACCAGUGAUGUCCUUUUUUAAAAGAAUGAUUCUUCGUUCAUUUUUUUCCCCUUUGAAAUUGUACUUUCCUCAUAUUGUUUUAGCAUUGAUCUUUGUAAUGAAUGUCUGGAAUUUUGUGAGGAUUAA
Messenger RNA from Rhodamnia argentea, 1578 nucleotides. Its product is annotated as S-adenosylmethionine synthase 1. The record is from RefSeq and is a predicted model, not a curated record. The transcript has 2 exons. The coding region runs from base 164 to 1345 and encodes 393 amino acids. Gene Ontology annotation, biological process: S-adenosylmethionine biosynthetic process. Gene Ontology annotation, cellular component: cytosol. NCBI's taxonomy places the organism in Eukaryota, Viridiplantae, Streptophyta, Magnoliopsida, Myrtales, Myrtaceae. Gene Ontology annotation, molecular function: ATP binding; methionine adenosyltransferase activity.